GGAGCAGGGAAAUGCUGUUUCCACCGCGACCUGCCGGCUCUUCCUCUUCCCUUUCCAGCUUCACACCGGUUAGGAGCGCAGAAAAGACGAGGAGCGCAGAAGCGGCGCUGCGAUGCGCUCCAGAGGGGACGCGCCGGAGUUGAAAUAAGGAAAUCGGGGGGGUUAAAAAAAAAAAAAGCAGCGAAGUGGAAGAUUUUCUUCCGAGGAUGAGUGGCUGCUGACAAAAGAAAAACGGGGAGCCCCUUCUGGCUUCGGUUUUCCAGCCGCUUUUUCACCAGGACCGACGCGCUCGCACCGGCACAGCCGAACAUUUGGAUCCGCGUUAUUUCUGGGAGCGAAUCAUGCCUGUCCGCAGGGGUCAUGUUGCGCCACAAAACACAUUUCUAGGAGUCAUUAUUCGGAAAUUCGAGGGACAAAAUAAGAAGUUCAUCAUAGCCAAUGCCCGCGUGCAGAAUUGUGCUAUCAUCUACUGUAACGAUGCCUUCUGCGAGAUGACGGGGUUCUCCAGACCGGAUGUCAUGCAGAAGCCGUGCACAUGUGACUUCCUGCAUGGCCAGUCCACCAGCCGACACGCGGUGGCCCAGGUGGCUCAGGCGCUGCUGGGAUCUGAGGAGCGCAAGGUGGAGAUCACCUACCAUCGCAAGGAUGGUUCAAACUUCCUGUGCACCACCCAUAUCAUCCCAGUGAAGAACGAGGAGGGCGUGGUCAUGAUGUUCAUUCUGAACUUUGAUUAUGUCCUGGACGAAGGCAGCAGCGACUCCCUGGAGAGGCUCAACCACACGUCGCCCUCCAAAGCCGACCAACGAAAAGGAAGAUUCUUUCGCUUCCGUUUCUCAGCCUUACGUCUCCUGGGUAUCAGCAAGCAGUCCCUGCCCCAGGAGGACCCUGACGCUGUCACGGUGGACUCUCCACGCCACAGCGACGGUUCUGUGGCUACGCGGGACUACCAACUUCCUGCUACCCGUGAGAGCUGCAGUCCCUCCUACGCCAAUGACACUCGUGCCCUAAUUGGCCCCAGCCACUGCUCAACCCCUGUGUCUGGGCCUCUGGACCACUCGUCGCCCAAAGGCCCCUGGGGUCAGAUAUACCCAGAGCAGGCCACUGCACAGACUCAACAGCAGAGCCAAGAGGAUACACUCAUCACAACUCCUUCAAUCCCGGGUCUCACUCCAACCGCCUCCAAAGAGAGUAUGUGCAGUAUUCGCAGAGCGUCCUCUGUGCAUGACAUGGAAGGCUUCGGGUCCAAGUCCAAGAGUGUGUUCAGGGACAGGCAUGCCAGCGAAGACAAUGGUCGCAAUAUAAAAGUAUCGCGUUCCUGGAUGGCUGGGGGGCCGCUCAGCCAGAUCAAAUCGAGCCUGCUGGGAUCCACCUCCGACUCCAACCUCAACAAGUACAGCACGAUAAAUAAGAUCCCCCUCAUCACACUCAACUUCUCUGAAGCCAGCAAUGAAAAGAAGUGCCCCUCUUCCCCAUCCUCCGAGAAGACCAUCAUCGCACCAAAAGUCAAAGACCGUACACACAACGUUACAGACAAGGUUACGCAGGUUCUUUCCCUGGGUGCAGAUGUUCUUCCUGAGUACAAACUCCAGACGCCACGAAUGGAUAAGUGGACCAUCCUUCAUUACAGCCCCUUCAAAGCAGUGUGGGACUGGCUUAUCCUGCUGCUGGUAAUCUACACAGCCAUUUUCACACCCUACUCUGCUGCCUUCCUGCUUAAUGACAUUGAGGAGCAGAGGAGGCGGGAGUGUGGUUACUCCUGCUCUCCACUAAAUGUGGUGGAUCUGAUAGUGGACAUCAUGUUUAUUGUGGACAUCCUCAUAAACUUCAGGACCACUUACGUCAACAACAAUGAGGAGGUGGUCAGCCACCCGGCCAAGAUUGCCAUCCACUACUUCAAAGGAUGGUUCCUCAUAGACAUGGUGGCGGCCAUCCCAUUUGACCUGCUCAUCUUUGGCUCCGGAUCAGAUGAGACGACCACCCUGAUUGGUCUGCUGAAGACGGCUCGUUUGCUGCGGUUGGUUCGUGUUGCCCGUAAACUGGACCGCUACUCGGAGUACGGCGCUGCCGUCCUCAUGCUGCUCAUGUGCAUCUUCGCCCUCAUCGCCCACUGGUUAGCCUGCAUUUGGUAUGCAAUCGGCAACGUGGAGAAGCCGUACUUGGAGCAUAAGAUCGGCUGGCUGGACAACCUGGGGGUGUCUAUAGGAAAGAAAUACAACUACAGUGACCCCAGCUCAGGUCCCUCCAUCAAAGAUAAGUACGUCACAGCGCUCUACUUUACCUUCAGCAGUCUGACCAGCGUGGGCUUUGGGAACGUCUCCCCCAACACCAACUCAGAGAAGAUAUUUUCCAUCUGUGUCAUGCUGAUUGGAUCUCUUAUGUACGCCAGCAUCUUCGGGAACGUCUCCGCCAUCAUCCAGAGGCUGUAUUCAGGUACGGCUAGGUAUCACCUUCAAAUGCUGCGCGUCAAAGAGUUCAUCCGCUUCCACCAGAUCCCCAACCCGCUCCGGCAGAGGCUGGAGGAGUAUUUCCAGCACGCGUGGACGUACACCAACGGCAUCGACAUGAACAUGGUACUGAAGGGCUUUCCAGAGUGCCUGCAAGCGGAUAUUUGCCUCCACCUCAACAAGAGCCUCCUCCAGGGCUGUAAAGCGUUUCGUGGAGCCACCAAGGGCUGCCUCCGGGCUUUGGCCAUGCGAUUCAAGACCACCCACGCCCCACCGGGAGACACGCUGGUUCACUCUGGAGACGUCCUCACGGCCCUCUACUUUGUGUCCCGCGGGUCCAUUGAAAUCCUCAAGGAAGACGUUGUGAUGGCCAUCCUGGGUAAGAAUGAUAUCUUCGGCGAGAUGAUCCACUUGUACGCCAAGCCCGGGAAGUCGUGCGCGGACGUGCGCGCGCUGAGCUACUGCGACCUGCACACCAUUCAGAGGGAGGAAAUCCUGGACGUGCUGGACAUGUAUCCGGAGUUCGCGGACCACUUCCUCACUAACCUGGAGCUGACCUUUGACCUCCGCGAUGAAAAUGCUAAGACCUACGCAAAUCCAAGUGAUUCCAACAUGACUGACAUCAAGUGCCGAAGAAGGAUUUCAUACAAAAGGAAAUCCUCCACAGAGCGCUCGCUGCCUGUUGUCAGCGAUAAUGAGGCUGCCCUGGCCUCCCCAGAGGGGCCUCGGCGGAGAAGUCGCUGUUCUCUCAGCAGAUUCUCCCGGCUGCCUUUCCUCCCAGCAGGCUCCCACAACAAGGAGCCCGGGGCCACCUUCAGCGCCGCCACACAGGGGAGGCACGUCUUCGCCUCGUCAGCCAAGAACCGGAGAGAGUCCGCCGAGGAGGGAGAGGAGGAGGAGGAGGACGAGGAGGAAGAGGAGGAAGAGGAGGAAGAAGAGGAACAGAGGCCCUUGUGUUCGGGCGUGUUGGGUUACCCGGUGGUCAGAGACCACGCUCUGGGCCUCGGACUGAGCAGCGCUGCAGAGGCGCCAGCUGGAGACGCCACGCACGACCAGGAGUACAAAGAGCUCCACGCAGAAGACUGGGGGCCCCAGCGUCCCAGUGAGGCCCCCGAGGAGCCGGCCCCGUGUCCCGAGCUUCCUGCCAGGGAGGACGACAGCGACACGGACCUCACCUACGGAGAGGUGGAGCAACGGCUGGACCAGCUGCAGCAGCAUCUCAACAGGCUGGAGUCCCAGAUGAUCACAGACAUCCAGGCCAUCCUGCAGCUCCUCCAGCGGCAGACGGCCGCCGGCCCCCCCGCCUACAGCACCGUCACCUCCGGCUCCGAGUACCAGACGUCAGCCAUCAGGGUCCAGCCGGGGUCGGCCCCCCAGGGGGAUCUCAGCCUCGGCCCCGCUCCCGCUCAGCCACAGAGUCCUGGCUCAGAUGGCUCUCCCGACACAUCCAAAGAAACUUCCCCGGUUCUGCUCAGCACGGGGCCUCUUCCAGACGGACGCUUCGGGGGACUGCUGGAGAGCGACGCCAGCGCUGAGCCGAGGCUCCCGGCCGGAGAUUCUGCAGAGCAGCGAGGGCUGGGAGAGCUGCAGGCCCACAGGCUCCCGGCGGGUCGCCAGGCCUCGCUCCCUGAUGUCCCGGCGGGGCGGCAGGCCUCGCUCCCUGAUGUCCCGGCGGGCCGGCAGGCCUCGCUCCCUGAUAUCCCAGCGGGCCGCCAGGCCUCGCUCCCUGAUGUCCCGGCGGGCCGCCAGGCCUCGCUCCCCGAUGUCCCCAACAGCUCGGGGAUGGCGGGGCUCCACAGGCCCGUGUCUGACCCGGGACUUCCGGGAAAGUAG
Molecule: messenger RNA, 4277 nt
Organism: Cololabis saira (Pacific saury)
Lineage: Eukaryota; Metazoa; Chordata; Actinopteri; Beloniformes; Belonidae
Gene: kcnh7a
Product: potassium channel, voltage gated eag related subfamily H, member 7
Exons: 18
Coding region: 342-4277 (1311 amino acids)
Biological process (GO): membrane repolarization during action potential; potassium ion transmembrane transport
Cellular component (GO): membrane
Molecular function (GO): inward rectifier potassium channel activity
Source: RefSeq, a predicted model, not a curated record